GCAGCGGGACUGCGGUGAUAAACAAACACACGCAGCGGAGACGUUAGUGUCUCCUCUGUCUCUGCUGAGCCGCUUUGACAGCACCGGCUGACUUUCAGGAGAGCCGACCUUCUUCACGAACCGAGUUUUUACCGAGAAAAAACCCAGGACUUUAUCCGAAAACCCGGGAUUUGUCCCCGCUGUGUCUGUCCCCGGGAGUCGGCUUAUGUGACACAUUAACGUCCCGCAGAGACACGAGCGAAACAUGACGGAGCUGAGGAAGAGAGGCGGAGGCGGAGGAGACCCCGACAGCACCGACAAUAUCAGCGACAAGGAGGCGGAUGGCGAUGACAGGCUGGGCCUGCAAGGCGACGCAGAGGGAGAAUGUGACGGUGACUCCAAAGCAGACACUCCAGAUGUCCCCCCCUCCACAGCAGACACAGACAACACUCCUCAGUGUUUGAACAAGGCUCUGGAGGGCCUGCCGCCCAGAUGGAAGAACUACUGGAUACGAGGAGUUCUGUCUUUAGCCAUGAUUUCAGGCUUUUUCCUCAUCAUCUAUAUGGGACCUGUCACGCUUAUAUUAGUGGUCAUGACUGUCCAAAUCAAGUGUUUCCAAGAAAUCAUCACCAUCGGCUACAGAGUUUACAAAUCCUAUGAGCUGCCUUGGUUCAGGACACUAAGCUGGUACUUCCUGAUUUGCGUCAACUACUUCUUCUAUGGUGAAACUGUUGCGGAUUACUUUGGGGCGCUGGUGCAGAGGGAGGAACCUCUGCAGUUCCUGGCUCGCUAUCACCGCUUCAUCUCCUUCGCUUUGUACCUCGCAGGUUUCUGCAUGUUUGUGCUGAGUUUAGUGAAGAAACAUUACCGCCUGCAGUUUUAUAUGUUUGCUUGGACCCAUGUGACCCUGUUGAUUGUGGUAACUCAGUCCCACCUUGUCAUUCAGAACCUGUUUGAAGGGAUGAUCUGGUUCAUUGUCCCGAUCUCCAUUGUGAUCUGCAAUGACAUCAUGGCCUAUCUGUUUGGUUUCUUCUUUGGGAGGACUCCGCUGAUCAAGCUCUCGCCCAAAAAGACCUGGGAGGGCUUCAUCGGAGGUUUCUUCUCCACUGUGGUCUUUGGCUUCAUCCUGGCCUACCUCCUGUCUCAGUUCCAGUACUUUGUGUGUCCCGUGGGCUUCAACAGUGAGACCAACGGGUUUACGGUUGAGUGUGAGCCCUCUGAUAUCUUUGUGAUGCAGGAGUACACUCUUCCCGCUGUGGUGCAAAACACACUGAGAUGGAAAACGGUGAACCUGUACCCCUUCCAGAUCCACAGCAUCUUCCUCUCGUCCUUCGCGUCUCUCAUCGGGCCUUUCGGCGGCUUCUUUGCCAGCGGCUUCAAGCGAGCCUUCAAAAUCAAAGACUUUGCUAACACCAUCCCGGGCCACGGCGGCAUCAUGGAUCGAUUCGACUGUCAGUACCUGAUGGCCACCUUCACACACGUCUACAUAGCCAGCUUCAUCAGGGGACCGAACCCGAGCAAAGUGCUGCAGCAGCUGUUGAUGCUUCAGCCUGAACAGCAGCUCAGCAUUUUCCACACUCUGCACUCCCAGCUGAGAGAGAGGGGCAUGCUCCCCCCCGCCGCCGCACAGGCCGAGUGAACGACCGGCCGGCUUCACGGGGAUGACGGCUGGAGGAGUGUGUGUGAUGGUUUGGAGAGUUUGUGUAAGCAUGUACACACACACACACACACACAUACACACACACACUCUUAGAUAUGGCCGUAUGGUGUGUGAGCCUCAAGGCGUCCAUCGUCAUCCUGCCGACUCUUCAUCCGACUUCCAACCAGCUCAAAAUGACGACUUUGAAAAUGAGGCGACUCUCCAGACUACGUGGAAUAACCUCGUAGGAAAAAAAACAAAACAACACAAUACCAACAUCAACAAAAAAUAGUUGCUUUUCACCUGGACUGGCACAUAA
Molecule: messenger RNA, 1937 nt
Organism: Plectropomus leopardus (leopard coralgrouper)
Lineage: Eukaryota; Metazoa; Chordata; Actinopteri; Perciformes; Serranidae
Gene: cds1
Product: CDP-diacylglycerol synthase (phosphatidate cytidylyltransferase) 1
Cellular component (GO): endoplasmic reticulum membrane
Molecular function (GO): phosphatidate cytidylyltransferase activity
Source: RefSeq, a predicted model, not a curated record